Molecule: messenger RNA, 1663 nt
Organism: Carcharodon carcharias (great white shark)
Lineage: Eukaryota; Metazoa; Chordata; Chondrichthyes; Lamniformes; Lamnidae
Product: transmembrane protein 179-like
Exons: 4
Coding region: 51-749 (232 amino acids)
Source: RefSeq, a predicted model, not a curated record
UCGAUCGGCGCAGGCGUGGACCAGGUCUGGUUGCCGCUUCAAUGUGAGAUAUGGGGAUGAAUAAUUUUUUGUUCGCACAGUGCAUCCUGUAUUUUCUAGCUUUCCUGUUUGGCUUCAUCGCCGUGGUGCCGCUGUCGGAGAACGGCAGUGAUUUCCAGGGAAAAUGCCUGCUCUUUACCCGGGGGAUGUGGCAGAAUGAGAACAUCACUGUGGAGAAGCAGCGCUUCAUAGUGGAGGAAUGGGGCCCAGAAUCCGCCUGUCAGUUCACCACCUUCAUCGGACUCUUCACCCUCCUCUUCUCGGCAAUCCAGGCAUGGAGACUCCUCUUCUACCUUUGCAAAGGACACGAUGACACUUUCUUUGCAACGUUCCUGAAUCUGCUGGUCAGCACCUUCGUGGUUUUCCUUAUCUUCGUAGCAAGCACUCUGGUCACUGUUGGCUUCAAUAUGUGGUGUGAUGCAAUCACUGAGGAUGGAAGAAUGCCUAACAGUUGUGAAGAAUUGCAGGAUAUUGAUCUGGAGCUGCACUUGGAUAAUUCUUCUUUCUAUGACCAGUUUGCAAUUAUCCAGUUUGGUCUGUGGGCCGGAUGGGUUGCUUGGAUGGCAAUUACCAUUCUUGCGUUCCUGAAAGUGUAUGACAACUAUAGGCAGAAGGAGCUCCUCGACAGCCUGGUCCAUGAGAAGGAGUUGCUUCUAGCAAGAUCAUCCAAGAGAGCAUUAGAGCAAGUUGAGAAGAAUGCAAUGAUUUAAAAGCAAUUACAGUACAUAUUGUACAAAGAGCUGAUAUAAAUAAAGCAAAGCUGCAUGUACUUUGUCAAGGCGAAGGCAUUGAAAAGUUACUGUAAAACAGGAUACUCACUCUCUAGCCUUACUGCCCAUCUUAAUGGUAGGUACCAUAAUAAUAACUGUAUCUUUCGAUAGAUACUAUUGUUCUUCCAGUGCCUAAUAAUCAUUAGCCUGUAUAAUGUAAUGAUUUUCUAAAAUGUUACAGCACAAUACAUAAUGAUUGCUCUAUUGCCAAAUCAAAAUGUAAACUUCUGCUGUUCAUACUUGUACAUCAAAACGUAAAUGUUGUUGAUCAGAAAAAAAUAUCCUGAUUUACAGUACAAAGUUAAAUAGCCUACACCGAAUUUCAUGUGCCAAAAAUAAACUUAGUAAUGUGUUAGAUGAUAGAGGAGAAAAACUUUCAGCCAGUUAUAUUCCACAUAGUUCAGUACACUCCCACUGCUACAAAAUAUUGUAUUGAAAGCAAAUGAACAAAAUUGUCCACUCUCAUAGCAAAUGAUGAUAAAUUUCACAUUCAACAUGUCAAAGAUGUUUCGAGCCAAACUCAGUGAUACCUGAAUAUUCUUUCUAUUAACAGAAUACAUUGCUUUCACACUCGAAAAUCUCAUCUGCAGUGUUUAGAAAAUGAUAAUGAUUGUUUCUUAGGAGCAGCUGCUAUCUUGCAGCACUGAAUACUCUACCUUAAAUCAAUAGUUUCUCUUCUGCUAAUAAAAUGAACAACAGAUAUUGGAAGCUUAGUGGUAUAAAGUGACAGACUUUAUUGUGCCAUAUGUUGCUCAUAAAAAGGAUCUUUGUUAUUAAUGUCAAUUCUUUAACCUUGAUUACAGUGUCCUUUGCUCAAAACUGUGUAAAAUUAAAUUCAUUCAUACGCUUGUUUA